UCUUUCCUUCCCCUUAGCUAGGGCGGAAGGUCGGGAGCUAAGCGCCGCCAGAGCCGCUCCCCACCCCCGCCCGCUGCGCAGAGGCCAGCGGAGUCCGCAGUAGCCGCAGCGGGGCGGGCGGCCGCAGGAGCUGCAUUGGGAGCUGUUGCAGCCCAGCCGGCGGCGGCGCGAGCCCAUGGCCAGGAGUCCGGCCCAGCAGCCCCAGCCGAAGCCGCAGCCCCAGCAGCAGCAGCAGCAGCCGCCGCCACCGCCGCUUGCCUCCUCCAGCCCCUGCAUGCCGUCCGGGCCGCUGGCCGAUCCUGACCCGGAGCAAGAUGCCGAACACAUCGGGCCUGGACAAAGCUUUGAAAAUGUCUCUGCAGAGGAAAUCGAAGAUCCAUUCGUCAGCGGGACCUGUUUAUACCACCUCCAGCUACAAGAAAGCGGAUGAUGAGAUGUCCGGGACCACGUCCAUUGCGGACCUGGAGGAAGCACCCACUCGCACCAUUUACUUCAACCAGCCCCAGCAGACCAAGUUCCACGACAACCGGGUCAGCACAGCAAAGUACAGUGUGGUUACAUUUCUACCUCGAUUCUUGUAUGAGCAGAUUAGAAGAGCUGCUAACGCCUUCUUCCUCUUCAUUGCCUUAUUACAGCAAAUUCCAGAUGUUUCCCCAACAGGAAGAUAUACCACCCUGGUGCCAUUGAUAUUUAUCCUAACAGUUGCAGGCAUCAAAGAGAUUAUAGAAGAUUAUAAACGUCACAAAGCUGACAACACAGUUAACCGAAAGAAAACAAUAGUGUUAAGAAAUGGUAUGUGGCAGAACAUUUUUUGGAAAGAGGUGGCUGUUGGAGAUGUUGUAAAGGUCACUAAUGGGCAGUAUCUUCCAGCAGACUUGAUCCUUAUCUCUUCCAGUGAACCUCAGGCAAUGUGCUAUGUUGAAACAUCUAAUCUGGAUGGGGAGACCAAUCUUAAAAUUCGGCAGAGUUUGCCUCAGACAGCUAACCUGACUUCAAGGGAGCAGUUGAUAAAAGUAUCUGGAAGAAUAGAAUGUGAAGGUCCCAACCGCCACCUCUAUGAUUUCACUGGAAACUUGUAUUUAGAUGGUAACAGUUCAGUUUCAAUUGGGCCUGACCAGAUCUUACUAAGAGGUGCCCAGCUUAGAAAUACUCAGUGGGUCUUUGGCAUAGUUGUAUACACUGGACACGACACCAAGCUCAUGCAGAAUUCAACUAAAGCUCCUCUCAAGAGAUCCAAUGUUGAGAAAGUGACCAAUGUGCAAAUUCUGGUUUUGUUCUGCAUCUUACUGGUCAUGGCCCUGGUGAGUUCUGUGGGCGCAUUGCUAUGGAACCGAACCCAUGACAACAUGAGCUGGUAUUUUAGUGAAAUAGAGGGAGUUUCCAACAAUUUUGGAUAUAACCUGUUGACAUUUAUCAUCUUGUAUAACAAUCUCAUUCCAAUUAGUCUUCUGGUCACCCUUGAAGUUGUAAAAUUUAUUCAGGCCCUUUUUAUAAACUGGGACCUGGAUAUGUAUUAUAUGGAAAAUGACACCCCUGCAAUGGCCCGGACAUCAAACCUUAAUGAAGAGCUUGGGCAGGUUAAAUAUCUAUUUUCCGAUAAAACGGGAACGCUUACAUGCAAUAUCAUGACCUUCAAGAAAUGUAGCAUCGCAGGAGUAACCUAUGGCCAUUUCCCAGAGUUGGAAAGAGAACGCUCCUCAGAAGACUUCAGUCAGUUGCCUCCUCCCACUAGUGAUUCAUGUAUAUUCGAUGACCCAAGAUUGUUACAGAACAUUGAAAAUGAUCACCCCACUGCUGCGUGUAUACAGGAGUUCCUCACGUUGCUGGCUGUUUGUCACACUGUUGUUCCAGAGAAUGACGGCAAUACUAUCAACUACCAGGCCUCUUCCCCAGAUGAAGGGGCAUUAGUGAAAGGAGCAAAAAAACUUGGCUUCGUCUUUACUGGAAGAACUCCUGACUCGGUUAUCAUAGAAGCUUUGGGUCAAGAAGAAACAUUUGAAGUUCUUAAUGUCUUGGAGUUUUCAAGUAACAGAAAAAGGAUGUCUGUAAUUGUUCGAACACCAUCAGGACAAAUUCGCCUCUACUGCAAAGGAGCUGAUAAUGUGAUUUAUGAGAGACUGUCAGAGAAUUCUGAGUUCACAGAACAAACUUUGUGUCAUCUGGAAUAUUUUGCUACAGAAGGUUUGAGGACACUCUGUGUUGCCUAUACUGACUUGUCCGAGGAUGUGUACCAGGAGUGGUUGACUGUUUAUCAAACGGCCAGUACAACUUUGAAAGACAGAAGUCGGAGGUUGGAAGAGUGCUAUGAAAUCAUUGAAAAGGAUCUCCUGCUUCUUGGAGCUACAGCCAUUGAGGAUCGUCUUCAGGCCGGUGUUCCAGAAACGAUAUCAACACUAAUGAAAGCAGAAAUUAAAAUAUGGAUCCUAACUGGGGAUAAGCAGGAAACAGCAAUUAACAUAGGCUACGCCUGCAAACUGGUGUCACAAAGCAUGUCUCUCAUUUUGGUGAAUGAACAUUCUUUGGACGCAACAAGAGAAGCCCUUACUCAGCACUGUGCUUGCCUUGGAAAUUCUUUGGGCAAAGAAAAUGACAUUGCCUUGAUCAUUGAUGGCCACACACUGAAGUAUGCCCUCUCAUUCGAAGUCAGGCAGAUCUUCCUGGAUUUGGCCCUUUCGUGUAAAGCAGUCAUCUGUUGCAGAGUAUCUCCCUUGCAGAAGUCUGAAGUUGUUGACAUGGUUAAGAAGCAUGUGAAAGCCAUCACCCUCGCCAUCGGGGACGGUGCCAACGACGUGGGGAUGAUCCAGACCGCUCAUGUUGGCAUAGGGAUCAGUGGGAACGAGGGCAUGCAGGCAACAAACUCCUCUGAUUACGCCAUUGCACAGUUUGCCUACUUGGAGAAGCUUCUAUUGGUGCACGGAGCCUGGAGUUACAAUCGAGUGACCAAAUGCAUCUUAUAUUGCUUCUACAAGAAUGUGGUGCUUUAUAUUAUUGAGCUUUGGUUCGCCUUUGUUAAUGGAUUUUCUGGACAGAUUUUAUUUGAACGCUGGUGCAUCGGCUUGUACAAUGUGAUUUUCACUGCAUUGCCACCCUUCACUCUGGGAAUCUUUGAGCGGAUUUGUACUCAGGAGAGCAUGCUCAGGUUUCCACAGCUCUACAGGAUUACCCAGAAUGCUGAGGGAUUUAACACAAAGGUUUUCUGGGGUCACUGCAUCAACGCCUUGAUCCACUCCAUCAUUCUCUUCUGGGGUCCAAUGAAAGUACUGGAGCAUGAUGCAGUGUUGGCGAGUGGUCGUGUUGUAGACUAUUUAUUCGUUGGAAACAUUGUUUAUACAUAUGUUGUUGUUACUGUUUGUCUGAAAGCUGGUUUAGAGACAAGAGCUUGGACGAAGUUUAGUCACCUGGCUGUUUGGGGAAGCAUAGUGCUCUGGCUGGCAUUUUUUGGAGUGUACUCGACCUUCUGGCCUGUCAUCCCCCUCGCACCAGACAUGGUUGGGCAGGCAGGAAUGGUGUUAAGAUGUGGAUACUUCUGGCUGGGUUUGCUUCUGGUGCCUGGGGCAUGCUUACUUAAAGAUUUAGCAUGGACAGCGGCCAAGCAUACCUACCAUAAAACUUUGCUGGAGCAGGUUCAGGAGUUGGAAACUAAGUCCAGAGAGCUGGGAAAAACUAAGCUUCGUGAUAGUAAUGGAAAGAGCUUGAAUGAGCGAGAUCACUUGUUAAAGAGACUGGGCAGAAAAACUCCUCCGAGUCUGUUCCGUUCUAAUUCUAUCCAGCAAGGUGUAUCACAUGGAUAUGCCUUUUCCCAAGAAGAACAUGGAGUGGUCUCUCAGUCAGAAGUGGUCCGCUCCUACGACACAACCAAACAGAGAGCUGGAGUGCAGUAGGACACUGCCUUCCCUGACAGAUAGCAGGAAUUGAUGAUGGGACUCAGAUGAGUGUAUCCAGCAUCCUUGACUAAGGCUGGCAGCAACAGCAGCUGAAACACCAGAAAGAAAAUUCAUUUCUGUGGCCUUAGCCAGCAAGUUUGUUAAUUAUGUCUCCCCUUUGCAAACCCUGACUACAUAUGGUGGGGGAAAUCGUUGUUUCAAUUUGUCUGCAAUGCUUUGUUUAUGUUGUUAUGAAGCAUUCGACUGUGCUCUGUGAGGUGUGAAAUUAAAAACAUUAUGUUUCACCAAUAUUUAAACAUCAGUACAAGUUGUUCUGGGAGAAAGGUAAAAGAAUUUUAUGUUCCGUGAGAAACCUAUCUUGCUUUAAUUGGAAUGGGGGUAUGGAAACUUCCUGUUUUGUUAACUUGUAGAUUAAGUGCACCAGCAGCAUGUAAACCUUACGCCAGACUGGUUGUUCCCCUCGCUUUGAUUUAAAUUUUGUUUGUAUGAAGUUGACAUAAACUUCUUGAUUGCAAUGAAAUCACAAAUAUGUAAUGGGAUGACAAAUCUGAGAAUAUUUAUCUUAACCUUUUUAGCCUCCUACCUUCCCAGCAGUGCUAACACAUAGGUGUUCCAGUGAAGUAUUCUGCAGCCAUCCUGUGGGCUCUUUCUAGCUGUUUUUUCUUCCCCAUAUGCACAGACAGUAUUUCUUCCCUUCACACUCUCUGCAUGGCGGGCCAGGUGUGCUGGUGGCAUGGUAACCCAAUGCUGCAGCUGUCCCAGCCAUAUGAUUUCCCCAGCUUCUGGCCUCUUGGCCUGCAAACUC
Trichosurus vulpecula (common brushtail) is the source of this 4689-nucleotide messenger RNA. RefSeq names its product ATPase phospholipid transporting 8A2 (gene ATP8A2). The coding region runs from base 315 to 3881 and encodes 1188 amino acids. Gene Ontology annotation, cellular component: plasma membrane. The transcript is spliced from 37 exons. Gene Ontology annotation, molecular function: ATPase-coupled intramembrane lipid carrier activity; magnesium ion binding; ATP hydrolysis activity. Lineage: Eukaryota; Metazoa; Chordata; Mammalia; Diprotodontia; Phalangeridae. Gene Ontology annotation, biological process: phospholipid translocation; neuron development. The record is from RefSeq and is a predicted model, not a curated record.